Messenger RNA from Mauremys mutica (yellowpond turtle), 646 nucleotides. Its product is annotated as interferon alpha-inducible protein 27-like protein 2A. The record is from RefSeq and is a predicted model, not a curated record. The transcript is spliced from 5 exons. Lineage: Eukaryota; Metazoa; Chordata; Testudines; Geoemydidae. Gene Ontology annotation, biological process: apoptotic signaling pathway. Gene Ontology annotation, cellular component: membrane; mitochondrion. Bases 18 to 377 code for a protein of 119 amino acids.
GCCUGUCAUCAGUGAUUAUGCAAACUUCUCUAAUGCGCUUGGAUUGUGAGGCUAACGAUACCCAGGUGACAGACUCAGAGCCACACGCAGCAAACAUGCUUGACAGUCUUGUUACGCUGGCUGGAGCAGGCGUUGCAGCAGGGGUGGCAUUCGUUGGGAUCCCAGUAGUAGUCGGGGCAGUCGGCUUUACUGGAGCAGGCAUUGCAGCUGGGACACUUGCUGCCAAGAUGAUGUCAGCAGCGGCCGUAGCCAACGGAGGAGGGGUAGCCGCUGGCAGUGUUGUGGCAGUGCUGCAGUCCAUUGGUGCCGCAGGCCUCCCUGCAGCUGCCAACGCUGCGAUAGUAGGUGCUGGGGCGGCAGUCGGUGCCUUACUCUGAAAGCUACAGCUGCUCUUUUACGCUCUGGAAGAUACACUGAUUCGUCUGCUGCAGUUUCUCAAUUGGAAUCAGGCUAAUGCAACAAAUAGCAAGUUAGAGAAAUGGCUUUGUAGUUGAAUGCAAAAGCAAGUGGCCUGUAGAAACAGUUCCCACACAUCUGCUGCUUAUUCUACCUUCUCAACAACAGACUUCGAGUUCUGUUGGGAUUCUGGCUGAAUUAUUGCUGUUGGCUGAAAUGUGACAAAUCAAUAAACUUUUGCAAAUUUAAA